GCUUUAUGUACUGCGGUAUGGAUCUCUAUCCCAUAAUAGACUGAGUCGGGGUUUGACAUUUUAAAAUCGAAUACGUACAGCAGUUCAACUCUGCUUAACUGAAAUACCCACUCCACCACCAUGUCCAUUGAAAGUCUUCUUUCAGAGAAUCGAGCUGAGUUGGAAUCUAUUGACAUCCAUUUGAACAAUACUUUCAUCACAAUUUCUAAGCAUUCCUUACUAGAGAAUGAACAAUUUAUAAGUAAUUUCCAUCAACCCAAGAGUCAUACUGAAGCCAAAGACACUAGAAGUAUAAAUCAAUUGAAUCAUCAAUAUGAGGAAUUAGAGUCGAACUUACAAGAUUUGAAUAGACUUCAAUCAACCUAUAAUCAUUAUCAAGAAAUUAAACAGUUGGUUGAUAAAGGCAACCAAUUGAAUCUAUUGGAUUUUCAACAAUUAUUUACUUUAUUUGAAGAUAGUAGUAAAUAUUAUAAGACUAUAGAAGAUGAUAUACUUAUUUACAAUAUUGUUCAUAAAUCUAUCGAUACAUUAUAUGAAACAUUUGUAGAAAUAUUAAACAAUUAUUUAUUAACAUUAUUACCUAAUGAAUUUACUAUUGAGAAUAUCAGUGGAUUACAAGAAUUCAAUAAAUUAUUAAUUAAGAAUAAUAAUAUUAAAUUGAAAAACUAUACAAUACUUCGAACCAAAUGGGAUCAAUUGGUUGAAUAUAUUCUUGUCAAUAAUCAUCAUUUAGAUUUGGAUGAUUCAAAUCUAGAUAUUGAUUUAGUAUCAAUAAAAUUAUCGACUAAUGAAAAUGAUAAACAAUUUAUUAAAUCAGUAUCAAACUUAAUUACAUUUCUUAACUAUGUAGGAAAUGAUUCCAUCAAGCAUUAUAUCAAUUCAAAAUUGAGUACAUUAUUUGUAAAUAAAUUAUCUAUUCAAAUUAGUUCCAUCAAUAAUGAUCCAUCUCAUAUAAGUGAAUUAAAUCAAUUACUAACGGUUAGUAGAUCAAGUGGAUGGAAUGUUCUUGUAGGAUUUCAAGAAGGUCAUAAAAUUGAAGACAAUUUGAAUAAAUUAUAUCAUGAUUGGAUAAUUGAUCAGUUCAUUGAUGAAUUAAGAAAAGUUUUUAAAGAUGAACAAUUAAUAAAGAAUAUAGACAAUGAACCUGAACCUGAACCUGAACAAGAAGAUGCAACAGGAAAAGCUUCAAAUUCUUCUGCUACAGAUGAUGAUGGAUGGAAUGACGAUGCUUGGAAUGAUGAUGGAUGGGAUGACGAUGACGAUGAUGAUACUAAUGGGAACAAAAACAAUAACAAUAAAGAAGAUACUGUUGGUAAGAAAGAUGGAGUUAAGAUCUCACAGUUAUCAGAUGAGAUCAUUAAUAUAAUCAAAGAAUUUGAAAGUCAGUCAACAGAUACAAAAUACUUGAUCAGUACGAUCAAAUCAUUAUCAUUGGUUCGGUAUCCACCUAUCAAUGAAUCCAUAUUAAUUUAUAAUGAUUUGAAUUACAUUAGUAAGAGUAUCAAUUCUGAUAAUUUAAAAAGAUUUACAGAAUCUAUCUGGAAUCAGAAUUUAGUUAAUAUCUAUCAACAAUUGAAAUUAGUAUUAAUAUCAUUAAAUUUAGAUAGUACUCUUGAAGAUGCUGGUAAUGAAGAUGAUCUCGAUGAUUAUAACCUCAACCAAUUGAGUCUUAUCUAUUCCAUCUUCAAUUCUUUAUACAAUGAUAGUGAUUAUAAACAGCUCAAUCCACCCAAAUUCAAUCAUUUAAUUAAAGAUAUCAUUGACUUUUUGAAUAAUUAUCUUGUAUCUAUAAUAUUAUCAUUAGAUGAUAUACCGGAAUAUCAAUCAGUAAAGCUUUGUAAAGUUAUUGAUUCAAUUAAUAAUAUUACUAUUCCAUUUAUAACUCAUGAACAAAAGGAAGAAAUCCUGUCAUAUCAUCGAUUAGAUAACUAUAAAUUCCUAAUUAAGAAUCAUUUACGAGAUAUUAUGGAUAGAUUUAAUGAUGCAGAAUUCUUUGAUUUAACUACAGAAGAAUUAGUUACCAUGAUUAAAAAAUUAUUUAUUCAAAGCACACUAAGGGAUGAUUACAUUGAAGAAAUCAUCGAAAUUAGAAACCUUACCUAAUCUAAUCCCAUCUAACAUAUAUAAUGUAUAUAU
Messenger RNA from Scheffersomyces amazonensis, 2136 nucleotides. It is a transcript of the gene DSL1, whose product is annotated as Dsl1p. The transcript has a single exon. The coding region runs from base 121 to 2103 and encodes 660 amino acids. The record is from RefSeq and is a predicted model, not a curated record. NCBI's taxonomy places the organism in Eukaryota, Fungi, Ascomycota, Pichiomycetes, Serinales, Debaryomycetaceae.